UCCUCUGUGACGUAGCUGUGGUCACGUGGCUAUCAGGAAGCUGCGGCGGUGUUUACCUUAGCACUGCGCCAGCGAGCAUCCUCAGUUUGCAGUGAAAUCAAACCCGAUCUGAGGAGAUGGGUCCGUCCUGUUCGCCGCCUCUCCGCUGGUACUGAGCUGUCCUGCCGCCUCCGUCAGCGCCAUGGCGUCUUCGGGCUACACCUGCGUCCCUGACAGCCCCGCAGAAAAACAGAAACUGCUGUCCUCCAAGUCCGGCUAUGGAUCCCAGGAUGUGCUCGGAUGUGCCAGUCUGGCGGACUCCCAGUUCCGCGGUCAGCCAUGGGAUGAAGACGAGGAGGAAGAGGCUCUGAGGAGGAAACUCAAGUACUUCUUCAUGAGCCCUUGUGACAAGUACCACGCCAAGGGGCGCAAGCCUUUCAAACUGGGGCUGCAGCUGCUAAAGAUCAUCAUCGUGACCGUGCAGUUGGUGCUGUUCGGUCUGAGCAACCAGAUGGUCGUGACAUUCAAGGAGGAAAACACGGCGGCGUUCAAGCACCUGUUCCUGAAGGGUUACCAGGACAACCGUCCUCAGGCCGUCCACACACAGUCGGAGCUGUACAGCCGCAUCGGCUUCGUCGUAGAGCAGUACAUGGCUCUACCUCAGAUCGCACUGGGCCGGUACGCAUAUGUGAAGGGCGUGGGCGCGAAUGGGAGCGCUCUCUCCCUUUGCCAGAGGUACUUCAAGACGGGCACCAUCGACCCCGUCAACGACACGUUUGACAUCGACCCCCAUGUCGUUACAGAUUGCAUCGGCCUCGAUCCGGUCCCCGACAGUCCUGUGACGAGAAACGCCGACUACAAGAAUUUCACCCUCCAGUUUUACAAGCUGAUCAACGUCACGGUUGAUUUCCAGCUGAAGGCCAUCAACAUUCAGACAAUAAUCAAUAACGAAAUCCCCGACUGCUACACCUUCGCCAUCACGAUCGUCUUCGACAACAAAGCUCACAGCGGCAAAAUCAAGAUCCUCCUCCAGAACCAGGCCUCCAUAAAGGAGUGUAAAGACACAAACGUGUCCGGACACGCGGAGAGCUACGCCAGAGAGUUCUUCGACGUGGUGGUGGCGAUCGUCUGCCUGCUGUCGCUGCUGCUCUGCGGCCGCUCCAUCCUCAGAGGAAUCCUCCUUCAGCACGAAUACGUUCAGUUUUUCAAUCACAAACUGGAGCGCACGGUCAGCUGGGGGGACAGGAUGGAGUUCAUCAACGGCUGGUACAUCCUGCUCAUCAUCAGCGACUUGUUCACCAUCGUCGGCAGCUUCAUCAAGAUCGGGAUAGAGUCCAAGACUCUGUCGUCGUACGACGUGUGUGGGAUCCUGCUGGGAACGUCCACUCUGCUGGUGUGGGUGGGAGUCAUCCGCUACUUCAGUUUCUUCCAGAAAUACAACAUCCUGAUUGUGACUCUUAGAGCUGCUUUUCCCAGCGUCAUCCGCUUCUGCUGCUGUGUGGCUGUGAUUUAUUUGGGAUACUGCUUCUGUGGAUGGAUUGUUCUGGGCCCCUACCAUGUCAAGUUUCGCUCCUUGUCCAUGGUGUCAGAGUGCCUGUUCUCCCUCAUCAACGGCGACGACAUGUUUGUGACGUUUGCCGAGAUGGAGCAGAGCGGCACGCUGGUGUGGGUCUUCAGCCAAGUCUACCUCUACACCUUCAUCUCCCUGUUCAUCUACAUGGUGCUGUCGCUCUUCAUUGCGCUCAUCACCGGAGCCUACGACACCAUCAUGGCCCAAACGAGGGAGCAGGUUCCGGAGACGGAGCUGCACGCGUUCAUCGCUCAGUGCACAGACACGCCCAGUUCCGGCAAGUUCCGCGGGCCGGACGGGUCGUCGUGCUCCUUCCUCUGCUGCUGCGACUAGUGAGGAGGACGACAAAAUACAUGCACAUGCACAAAAAAAAGAGGAGUAAGUGACAUCUGCGUCAAAAAGCAAAACACUGUUACAUUUUUUUUUUAAUCUUCAAAGACCCACAUUGCCUCUGCACUGACAGCUGCACUCCUUUCUCCAGACGCUCAGCAGGGAUGCUGGAGGCUGGUGGAGCGAACCAGCUGACCUUGGGCCGCUUUUGUCCUUUGGUGCCAGCAUUCCAGUUUUGCAUUUAAAUUCGUUCGGCACGGUCCAAUUAACCUGCCUCAGUUUUUGUACUGUAUGAACAAUCUGCUGCCUUUCACUGAGUCUUUUAGGCCUUAGAUUGCCAGACCCGUAGCGCCGGGAAACAAAAAUUAAUUGCUUAAGAUUGGAAAUGGGGUUUAUCAAGUGGAAUCAGGGCAACUCUUUGCUUGGUUCAUUAAUAAAAUCCGGUUUGCUGACUGGUGAGAAAAGAGCAAAGAGAAACACCGUACACAGUGACACAGUGACACACCCUGAGGCAUUCUUGUCUGUUACACUUGGUUGCUAUUAGUUAGCUAACCAGGCUAUAUUUUGAGUCAGGCAAAUGGUUGUAUUUAUUUGUUUUUUUAAUUAAAAAUAUAACAUUUUACAGCAUAUCCACUGUGAACAACCUCAAUCAGUGAGACAUUGAAUAUCAAAAGUAAACAAUUCUAGCAUUCAAUAACAUAACAGCUUUUAUUUUAAGCUAAUUUGCUCUCAGCAUCAACCUUGGUAAACAUUAGCUAGCAGUUAGCAUGUUAGUAACUUGAAUGAUUCAAUGACUAUUUUAUUCUCUUUUUUCUUUGUUCAUUUGUUACUUUAAAGGGGCAGAGAACAUGUUACUGUGUUUAAGUCAGUUUUGGACAGAUCUUUGUUUUGGGUGAAUGUUUCUGGAAGUUUUAUAGAUUUUUUUAUGUUUCUGAGUAAGAAGACCUGAACCGACUUGUACUUGAUUUCGACCCUAUUUUAAAAAAAUAAAUACAUUUUAAAAGCUGUAGAUUAAACCUACAAAAGGAAAAAUCUAUUGCAGCACUUUUAAAAUUGAUCUUUAUUACGCUGUAACAUAUAAAAAAAAUUAUUUAAGCUAGUUUGCGAUCUCAUGGCGUUAACCUUUGCUAACAUUAGCUAGCAUUUUAAAAUGUGUUUAUUCUGUGAAAUUUUUGCAUUCAGUCUUAUUCUUUUUGCUCAUUUUGUUGCACUUUUAGGAAAAAAAAUGUUUCCUCUCAACUCAGUUUGUGUCCAAAUCUGUAUUUUUUCCAUGUUGAGAUUUAACAUAGGCAGUUUUGAUUAUUCUGUUCGUUGUUUUAUAGUUAACUUGACAAAGUGUGAUAGCUGGUUAUUUCAUCUAUAAAUGAAAUGCACUCCUUUGUAUGCCUUUAAAAACAUUGUUUAUGGAAACUUUUGAAAGUGUACUAAUCAUUCUAGGAUUUUUUUACUUAUUUUCUGUCAUUUGUGGUUUUUAUUGCUUUUUGUUUUGCACUUUAAUUUAAAUACAUAAACAUUUUUUACAGUUACAAAAGUAAUGAUUGCAGUUAAUUUAUUUGCACAGAUAUAGUAUUGUAAAGCUUUACUUAAUUUGAUAGUGGCACAUAGUUAUGAACAACAGAGCAAAGCAUUGUAAAUGUAAUGCGUCAGCCAGUCUGUGUUUAGUUAUAGGAAGGCGUCCUGAUUCUGCUGUGGUUUAAUGUUGGCAGCCAUUCCUCACUGUGUUUGUUAGCAUGUACUUCUGCAUUUUUCAUUAUUACCUCAAUUUUAGAAGAGACAAUUGCAAAAAGGGAAGCACUUAGCAUGGAGCAUUUUACACCGUCCAACUCAGUUUUCUGUGCUGAUGCUGUCUUAAUGAUGAGCACACAUUUCAGUUAAAUAAACCGAAAAAAGGCUGUG
Molecule: messenger RNA, 3775 nt
Organism: Poecilia latipinna (sailfin molly)
Lineage: Eukaryota; Metazoa; Chordata; Actinopteri; Cyprinodontiformes; Poeciliidae
Gene: mcoln1b
Product: mucolipin TRP cation channel 1b
Exons: 13
Coding region: 182-1882 (566 amino acids)
Cellular component (GO): lysosomal membrane; plasma membrane
Molecular function (GO): NAADP-sensitive calcium-release channel activity
Source: RefSeq, a predicted model, not a curated record